UAUAGAUCGAGACCAUAGAAAAAAUUAUAUCUGUCAAAACAACUAAUAAAUACAAAACGUAUUUGAAAAACUGCAAACAAAUAUAAAGCAAUUUUCAUUGUAGUAGGAUAAAAAUGAUCAAGAUAGAACGUGACGAAGAAGAGAAAAAAGAAUGUUUAAUUAACUAUAAAGUUGAAUAUGUGGAUGAUGAAGAUGAUGAAAAAGAACAGUAUAAACUCAAGAUUGAAGAUAUGGAUAUUGUUGAAAACCUUGUAGAUGUAAAAGUGGAAUCCACAUUGUCUAUCGAUACUCUAAAAAAAUAUGAUGAGGAUGCGCUUUCCAAAUUGGAAGUUGAUGAGUCCCCCAAGCAAAUUAAUUCUGAGAACUCUUGUGAUAAUGCUUCAAUUCAAAAGUCAAGCUUUGAAGAGCAUAUAGACUCAAAUCAUUCGAAUUUCAAGAAACACAAAUGUCACCUAUGUGGUUAUGCUUCAGUUCGAAAGGGACGUCUUCAAGUGCAUAUAGAAUCUGUUCAUUUGAAUAUAAAACGCCAUAAGUGUCAUCUCUGUGAUUAUGCCUCAGCUGAAAAAGGAAACGUUAAAUCUCAUAUUAAAUCAAUCCAUUUAAAUGUAAGGAAACAUAAAUGCCAUUUAUGCGAAUUUGCAUCAGCUCGAAAUGAUGACCUCAAAAAACAUAUAGAUUCGGUCCAUUUAAAUAUUAAACAGAAUAAAUGUCACCUUUGUGAAUUUGCUUCAAUUCAUAAGAGAAACCUUGAAGAGCAUAUAGAUUCGGUUCAUUUGAAUUAUAAGAAAUAUGAAUGUCACCUAUGUGAUUAUGCUUCAGUUCGAAAGGCACGCCUUGAAGAGCAUAUAGAUUCAGUGCAUUUGAAUUCAAAGAAAAAUAAGUGUCACUUAUGUGACUAUGCAACAGUUCGAAAGGAGUACCUUAAAGUUCAUAUAGAAUCUGUUCAUUUUAAUAUUAAGAAACAUAAGUGUCACUUAUGUGACUAUGCUAGUCGUCAUAAGGUACACCUCAAAUCUCAUAUAGAAUCCGUUCAUUCGAAUGUGAAAUAACUGUAUAUUAAGUUUAUAUUUCUCAGUUAAAUGUCAAUAUGAUCCUCCUUAUUUCUUAGAAUUAUCGAUUAAUUCUAAGAAAUUAAUCUAAGUAUUCUAAGGUUUAUUACCUACUGUAAAAAAAUAUAUUUGCUUUAUUAAAAAUUUGUGAGAAUA
Messenger RNA from Harmonia axyridis, 1205 nucleotides. RefSeq names its product transcriptional repressor CTCF-like. The coding region runs from base 114 to 1049 and encodes 311 amino acids. The record is from RefSeq and is a predicted model, not a curated record. Lineage: Eukaryota; Metazoa; Arthropoda; Insecta; Coleoptera; Coccinellidae. The transcript has 2 exons. Gene Ontology annotation, cellular component: nucleus. Gene Ontology annotation, biological process: regulation of gene expression.